This is a messenger RNA of Tetrapisispora phaffii CBS 4417, 210 nucleotides long. It is a transcript of the gene COX14, whose product is annotated as Cox14p. The record is from RefSeq and is a predicted model, not a curated record. Bases 1 to 210 code for a protein of 69 amino acids. Lineage: Eukaryota; Fungi; Ascomycota; Saccharomycetes; Saccharomycetales; Saccharomycetaceae. The transcript has a single exon.
AUGGCAAAAUACGCUUGGUACACUAGAGCUAGUGAUACGAUUCAUCGUUUAACUGUGCUGGGUCUUGUUGGUGGUUCCGUUUAUAUGGUUGGUGGGUUAGGUUAUACAAUGUAUAUAAAUGGUAAAAACUAUGAAAAGCAAGUAACAGCCACAAAACUGGAUCAAAAUGAGGCCAGAGAACUUGAAGGUUCGGUAACGUCUGCUGAAUAG